Phytophthora sojae is the source of this 1245-nucleotide messenger RNA. RefSeq lists its product as hypothetical. The record is from RefSeq and is a predicted model, not a curated record. Lineage: Eukaryota; Oomycota; Peronosporomycetes; Peronosporales; Peronosporaceae. Bases 1 to 1245 code for a protein of 414 amino acids. Gene Ontology annotation, molecular function: protein binding. The transcript is spliced from 6 exons.
AUGACGAACCACGAUCUACAGCGUUUUAUUGCUUGCCUAUCAACUGCACCGGUGCUGCGGAGCCUUAAUCUUUCACACAACUUGUGUUCAUUUGCUUCAGUUCACAAGCUGCGCGAGAUGGUCGAGUUGAAGGCGUUGAGCUCUCUAAGAGAGCUCCUCUGUGUGGCUAUUACUGCUGAUGAGGUGGCUAUGGGUCAUCUACUGGAAGUUUUCCAGGCUAAACCACUCUGGUGUCCACACCUCGAAGUCGUAGAUGUUAGUGGGAACCCGCUGAGCAAUCCCAAGGCCGCGAAUCAACUAGCAAGAGUAUUCACAUCCAGCAGACAGCUAUCGUCGGGUUGGCCGGAGCUCACGCAUCUCAAUCUGUCGAGCAUGCACCUAAGUGAUGAUGGACUUCGGACCAUUGCGACGGCUAUGCUAGAGAAUCGACCAACGAAGAUCCAGCACUUGGACAUCUCGGACAACAGCGUUCAGUCCUCUAUCGACAUUUUCGUCCGUGCUUUAGCCGCGGGCAAGCUGCUACACCUUCGAUCAUUGGCAAUAGCAGAUAAUGAGCUGCGUGCGCUGGAGUUCGAAGCGUUGAGCUCCACUCUGGCCACAAACUGUUGCCCUCGUCUCCAAGUACUCGAUCUCUCGGCAAACUUCGCUCGUGGCGAGGGCAUCGCUCGCUUCUGCCCGUUCUUGCUGUCACCUCCGGCCAAGCGACUUUGGGCACUCGACCUCAGCGACAACGAAAUUCCACACCGAGGGCUACUUCGCCUGAAUGAGACACUGGCGCGAGGCAAUUGCAAGGAGCUGCACGAACUCAACUUGUCCCGCAACGCCGAGCUGAAAGCCAUUGCCUCCUUCUUGGACCUCAUUCGAGGUGACGGCCUGCCUUCACUAACCAUACUGCAAGUCGGAUAUGCGCAAACCCGCUCAGAAGGCCACGAUCUCGUCCAAGACACACUGCGACGGCGCAGCAGACGCUUGAAGCAGCUACGAUUCGAAGAACGGCUGACAGCAAUUCAGCUUGACAACGACGCCAAGGCGGAGCGCGACCAAAUCCGCUGUCGGAGGCAGAGCCAACACCUGCGUGAAGUCUACGACCACCUCGAGAACGAAGCCGAUCGAGCCUUACGUCGCCGCAAGCAGCUGAAGAAGUCGUCGCAGCUGCACAUUCACCAAGAGAUAACGCGCCAAAAGCAGCAGCGCGCGCACGCGCGGCUCUGCAGACAACUCGACCUCGACGUCCACGCAGCCUAG